UGUGCGCCCUGCCUGGGGCGCGGUGGCAAAGGCGGGAAGCGCGAGCGACGGCACCAUGGCCCAGGGUAGCAGCGCGCGCGGUUCCGGGGUUCUGGGGAUCCAGGGAUCCGGCCGGGUUGGGGUGGGGCGAGCGUGGCAGCAGCCGUUUCUCAACGUCUUCAGACACUUCAGAGUGGACGAGUGGAAGCGAUCCGCCAAGGAGGGGGACGUGGCCGUAGUGACGGACAAGACCCUGAAGGGCACAGUGUAUCGCAUCCGGGGCGCCGUCUCUGCAAGCAGCUACAUCCAGCUCCCCAGGACCAGCACACAGUCCCUGGGGCUGACCGGGCGCUACCUGUACGUGCUCUUUCGGCCCCUGCGCAGCAAGCACUUUGUCAUCCACCUGGACGUGUCCACUGAGGACAGUCAAGUCAUCCGCGUGUCUUUCUCCAGUCUUUUCAAAGAGUUCAAAUCCACAGCCACAUGGUUACAGUUUCCCUUUGUCUUUGAGGCCAGGACAUCCAGGAGAGACCUGGCAGGUGUGGCCCCUGCUGGCACCCGCUGGACCUUCCUACAGCUCAACCUGCAGGACAUCCUCCUCCUCUACCUGAACCACAGCUACAGCCACCUCAAGAGUGUCAGGUUGUGUGCCAGCCUCCUGGUCAGAAACCUCUACACCAGUGACCUGUGCUUUGACCCUGCUGCCAGUGUUACUGGGGCUCGGCAGGCCAAGCUGCCCAUCAUUCCUGUGCCUCGAGAAAUGGCGUUCCCGGUGCCGAAGGGUGAGAACUGGCAUGACCACUAUGCCCAUGUCCGGUUUCCAAGCAAUGGUGUGAAAGUUCCUUCUGAGCUGGUUCAGAAGACUUGUCCUCCAGGAACAGGCCUCCUGGGGUCUGUGUCACAGCCGCUCCCCUGCCUGGUGGCCAUCAGCAAACCUGUGCAGAACAGUGGAUCCCCUACGGUCCAGAAACCCAGCCCCACAGCCGCUCUCAUGGCACCCAGGCCCCUUGCAGAGAGCAGCCUGUCCCCCCAGUCCUCAGAGUGCUCAGGCUUAGGAGUCCUCAGUGUCCGUAGCCAACCACCCGCAGCUUGUUCAGAGGACACUAGUGUGGACGUGGCUGCCCACAGUGUCCAUGUCUCUGCUCAUGAGUCAGCUGUGGCCCUUGAGGACUCUAGCUGCCAAGAACAUCUUGGAAGACAGCAGAGAUGGCAGGAGGUGGCUUCCGGCAAGAGUCUAUCUCAACAAAGACACUUCCUCCCGGACCCAAUCUUGAGGCUCAAGAAGGUCAUCGGCUUUGGGGGCCACAGCACCAAAUGGGCUCUGUGGACCAAGGAUGGGGCGGCUGUCAUCUACCCCUGCCAUGCGGUCAUCAUCACCCUGUGCAUCGACACAGGGGAGCAACGCUUCUUCCUUGGCCACACAGACAAGGUCUCUGCCCUGGCGCUGGAUGGGAGCAACUCGCUGUUGGCCUCAGCCUGCACACGGCCCCCUUGCAUGUUGCGGCUCUGGGACUUCCAAACUGGGGUGUGCCUGUCCCUUUUCCGGAGCCCGAUUCAUAUUGUCAGCGCACUCAGCUUCUCUAACUGCGGGUCCCUUCUCUGUGGUGUUGGCAAGGACCGCCAUGGGAGGACGGUGGUGGUGGCAUGGGGCACAGGCCCAGUGCGUGUUGGUGGCGAGGUGGUCAUUCUUGCGAAAGUACACACCGACUUUGAUGUCCAGGCCUUCCGGGUUGCCUUUUUUGAUGGAACCAGGAUGGCAUCAUGUGGACAGGGCAGCGUGCGGCUGUGGCGGCUACAUGGUGGGGUCCUGCGAUCCUGCCCCGUGGACCUCAAGGAGCACCGUGCACUGCCGUUCACUGACCUCGCCUUUGAGCAGGCCCAGGACAGCUGUCAGGAAACCUCGUCCUGGACACUCUACGUAUGCAGCCGCAGCGGCCACAUCCUAGAGAUUGACCACCAACGCAUGGCUGUUCAGCAUGCCCGCUGCCUGCUACCCAUGCGGACCCCCAGCAGCCCCCACCCACAGAAGCAGACCUUCGGUGCAGGCCCCGGUAUUGCCAUCAGCAGCCUCAGCAUCUCUUCGGCCAUGUGUGCUGUGGGCUCUGAGGAUGGCCGCCUACGGCUCUGGCCCCUGGAUUUCUCUUCAGUGCUCCUAGAAGCGGAGCAUGAAGGCCCCAUCAGCUCAGUGUGCAUCAGCCCUGAUGGCCUGCGUGUGCUGUCCACCACUUCCAUGGGCCACUUGGGCUUCCUGGACAUCCCAUCCCGGGAGUACAGCAUGCUGGCUCGCUCUCACACGGCCUCUGUGCUGGCUUUCUCCAUGGACCAAAGCCGGGGGCAGCUGGCCACCGUGUCCCAGGACCACACCGUCCGCAUCUGGGACCUGGCUACCCUGCAGCAGCUGUAUGACUUCACAUCACUUGACGAUGCCCCGCAUGCUAUAACCUUCCACCCUAUACGGCCAGCCUUCUUCUGUGGCUUUAGCAGUGGGGCUGUGCGCUCCUUCAGCCUGGAGGCCACUGAUGUUAUGGUGGAACACAUGUAUCCCCAAGGAGCCAUCACUGGCCUGGCUGUCACUCCUGAUGGUACCUACCUAUUCAGCUCCUGUUCUCGGGGCAACCUGGCCCAGUAUAACUGUUCUGGGCCCCGGUGCUGCAUCCUCCGUGUAGCAGCCAGCAUGGUGUGCCCAGAUGCCCACCCGAGCCCCAACAUCCUGGCAGUCAGCGGGGAUAGCCAUCUGCUGGCCUUUGUGGGUCCUUCUAAGGGCACAGUGACCAUUGUGGACUCAGCCUCCCUGGAUGAGCUGCUGCAGGUCAACAUCAGCACCCUGGACCAGGCCAGCAGCUGCCUAGACUCCGCUGUGGCUAUCUACUUUAGCCCCGUAGUCAUGGGCCACCUGCUGGUGUCUACAACAUCCAAAAUCAUGGUACUGGAUGCCACAUCAGGCCACACUAUCCGGGAGCUGUACAGUGUCCACCCUGAGGCCUGUCCCUCCCUGGCCCUCAGUGAGGAUGCCCACUUCUUGCUUAUGGCCACUGGCCGGGCUGUCACGCUGUGGGACUACUCAACACAGGCCAGCCCAGGCUCACAGGUGUACAUCGGCCACUCAGAGCCUGUGCAGGCUGUGGCCUUCACCCCUGACCGGCAGCACGUCCUCAGCGUGGGGGAUGCCAUCUUCCUUUGGGACAUUCUGGCCACUCCUGAGAGGCAAGUGUCCAUCUGUACUGUGUCUGCCCAGGCCUUCAUCUGGGCCCUCCUGAUGGUCUCUCCUUGCCCCUCUAGUGACCAGAGAUUGUCCAGGGCAACCCCAGCCCAUGGAGCUGGCCCAGGUAUAGGACAGCUGGAUGAUGCAGUGUCUGGGGCCAGCGGGCUCCCUCGCCUGCAGGUGCCCAUGCCAUCUCAGGCCUCCCCACUGAGGCUUAUCCAUGCCAGGCCCCUCGAGGGUGGUGAUGGUGCCCUGUCUGCAUCAGAUGAAGACAUACCCUGUGAGAAGAGCCACAGCCCAGAGGGGCUUUGCCAGGCCCCAGGCCCACUGGUGCUAGAGGAGAAGGAAAGCGGAGCUAGAGACGGGGCCUGGGGUGCUGCCGGGGCCUCCUGGGGGUUCGCUGUGCUCCCCUGUCUCUGCAGCUGGCCUAGUGCUGAGAGCACCAGGAACAGGGGGGCCCAGCCCUGCACCCACCUGUAUUCCUACAAGCACUUUUUUGCACGUCACAGGACACCGGCCAAGAGUAUUGCCUUUUCUCCUGCCAGCGGCCAGCAGCUGCGUCUGAAGGCCGUCCUGGGCUACAGCGGGAGUGGGCGGGCCAACAUGGUCUGGAGGCCGGACACAGGCUUCUUUGCCUACACAUGCGGCUGCCUGGUGGUGGUAGAGGACCUGCACUCUGGCACCCAGCAGCACUGGUUCGGCCACCCUGAGGAGAUCUCUACACUGGCCCUCAGCCACAAUACCCAGGUCCUGGCUUCUGCCUCGGGGCGCAGCUCCAUGGCCACCCACUGUCAGAUCCGCAUCUGGGAUAUAUCUGAGGGCGUGUGCCAUCAUCUCAUCUCUCACCACAACACGAAUGUGCAGGCCCUGGCUUUCUCGUCCGAUGACAGGCUUCUUGUCACACUGGGUGACUAUGGCGACCGCACCCUUGCCCUGUGGAACACGACCACCUAUGACCUUGUGUCUUCCACCCACCUCCCAGAACCAGUGCAUGGUGUGGCUUUCAACCCCUGGGAGGCUGACGAGCUUGUGUGUGUGGGCCAGCAUGCUGUCACUUUCUGGCUUCUGCAGCAGCACAGGGCAGACAUCAACCUCCAGGUGCGCCGAGAAUCAGUCCCUGAGGCAGUAGGGGCAGAUGAGCUGACCUCACUCUGCUAUGGGCCCCUGCCCCUGCUCUACUGCGGCUCCAGCUCUGGCCAGGUCUGUGUCUGGGACACACGUGCAGGCCACUGCUUCCUGGCCUGGGAGGCGGAUGACAGCAAGAUUGGUGUGCUUCUGUGCUCGGGCUCCAGGCUUGUCAGUGGCAGCAGUGCAGGGCGACUACGCCUGUGGGCUGUGGGGACCUUGCCAGAGCUAAGACACAGGGGCACCAGGUCCUGUUCUGUGUUCAUGGAAUGUGAGCUCAGCCUGGAUGGUGCUAUUGUGAGCGCCAGUUUUGAUGACAGCAUGGACAUGGGCGUGGUGGGUACCACGGCCGGCACGCUCUGGUACGUCAGCUGGGUUGAGGGCACCAGCACUCGCCUUGUUAGCGGCCACCGGAGCAAGCCCAGGUGUGGGUCCCCUCAGGUGAAUGAAGUGGCCUUUAGCCCCAGCGAGUCUCACUGUGCUACCUGCGGUGAGGACGGGAGUGUACGGGUGUGGUCCCUGGCCAGCCUGGAGCUGGUGAUCCAGUUCCAGGUACUGAACCAGAGUUGCCUGUGCCUUGCAUGGAGUCCCCCAUCCUGUGGACGCCCAGAGCAGCAGCGGCUGGCAGCUGGCUACAGCGAUGGCACACUGCGCCUCUUCAGCGUCUCCCGGACAGUCAUGGAGCUCAAGAUGCACCCCCACUUGACUGCGCUGACGGCUGUUGCCUUCUCCACUGAUGGUCAGACCAUCCUCUCUGGAGACAAGGAUGGGCUGGUAGCUGUGAGUCGCCCUUGCACAGGGAUGACCUUCCGUGUGGUGAGUGACCACCAGGGUGCCCCGAUCUCCACCAUCCAGAUUACAAGCAAAGAGCACAGAGACUUCGGAGUAGAGGGCACAGACUUGUGGCUGGCUGCCAGCGGGGACCAGCGUGUCAGCGUCUGGGGCUCUAACUGGCUGAGGAACCAUUGUGAGCUCUUGGAUUGGCUGAGCUUCCCAAUGCCUGCUGGCCUAGAGACCCAGGGCCACCUGCCACCCUCCCUCGCUGCCUUCUGCCCCUGGGACAGGGGGCUGCUGGUAUACGUGGGCCCAGGGGGACACAAGGAGGUGAUUGUCUACAGCCUCCACCAGAAGCAGGUGGUGGAGAGGAUUCCGGUGCCUUUCUUUGCCACAUCCCUGAGCCUAUCCACAGGGGCCUGCCUCAUGGCCAUCGGCUUUGCUGAACGUGUGCUGAGGUUGGUGGACUGUACAUUGGGGACUUCCCAGGACUUUACCGGCCAUGGUUAUGCAGUGCACCUGUGCAGAUUCACCCCGUCCGCCAGGCAGCUCUUCACAGUGGCCCACAAUGAGAUCCUGGUGUGGGAGGUCACAGGCCACUGAGCUGUGGUGAGGACCAUGGUGUCAAGUGCUCCAGGCCACCUGGGCAGAAGUGUGGCUGAGAAGCCAGGUUGUCAAUGGCCUCAUGUGAGGACAGGAUGACUGGGACAGGCCAGGACUCCAUGUAAACCAUCAGAACCAGACUGCUAUUUGAGCAACCUGAAAAUACAACAACCUGUUCACUUUUCACCUAGGAAGUUUUGUUUUUUUUUUUUUUGUGGAAAAGGUCGAUGUUUAUUAAAAGACAAUACACUCCAGAGACAUCUACCUUCUCAAGUGGAGGAGACCAUGAGUUUAGUGAUGCUUUUCCCCUAUAUGCUGAUUUUCCAAAUCUAUAUUAAGUGAUGGGGGAGAUAAAAUAUUUAUGAUUUUUUUCUGGAAAGGGGAAAACUUCCUGCAUGGAAACUCCUCCCAUUUCUAUCCCUGUAAGGCAAUUUCCAGAAGUUGUGGUAGUAUUUGUAAACUGUGAUAAAAGUGGUGACAAUUUUACUGUGUUGAUGAAAAUAGGUCACUUGAGGCUAAUGUCACUUGUAGGCAUGCUGCAAAGAUCCCUUUUUGUGGCCUUGGCCAUAUCUCCACAUUGAGGCCUUUCCACAUCUGAGACUCAUUUUUGUAGAGCAUCCAUCAGUUCACUUUUUGGAAGCCUUCUCAAAAUGCUUUUCUUUCUUGGCAGCCCAAUCUGGUAAUUUUGUUCCUCUUAUUAUGGACAAGGGAUAGCCUAGAGUCAUCUGCUUCUGUCUCCUU
Molecule: messenger RNA, 6424 nt
Organism: Nycticebus coucang (slow loris)
Lineage: Eukaryota; Metazoa; Chordata; Mammalia; Primates; Lorisidae
Gene: WDR90
Product: WD repeat domain 90
Exons: 42
Coding region: 56-5683 (1875 amino acids)
Cellular component (GO): centriole
Molecular function (GO): protein binding
Source: RefSeq, a predicted model, not a curated record